GUGUAGACGAAUAGAGAGCUACGCACAAAGCCCCGCUAAGCCUGGGCGGGCUAGUCAAGGUAGGUGGAGCGGGCCGUUCGCAUGGUAACCAGGCAGCGCGCGGAGCAGAACCGGUCCGCGCUUUGAAGUACCGCCGUCUCGUGGGUACGUCUGUGGAGAGAGACUUCAGCCUCCGUGAGGGAACAGCCAUGGCGUCUGCCAGUGACAUCGGGGAGAAGCUCCGCAAGAAGCGGCGAGCGUUCCAGGAAUCUCUGGGAAGCGCCAUGAGGCGGACCAGCAGGCUCUGGUGCCCCACGGCAGCGAGGAGCGGGUCCGCAGGCCACUGGAGGUCGGACCUGACGGCGGCGGAGGAGGACCCCGGGGAGACCCUGAGGAGGCAGAUGAAGGCCCAGAGACAGAGGCGCAAGAAGAAGCUCCAGGAGGUGGGCUCCGUCUCCGGAUCAGGAGAACGGGUGGAGGAGAGGAGCCAGCACCGCCCCCACGAGGAGCAGAAGCAGGAGGUGGAGGAGGUGGAGGAGGUGGGGGCGUCCAGGAGGAGAGGCCUGGCGCCGCUGGUGGUCUCCAGACCUCCCCCCGGACCCCAGGCCGCUGUGUCUCCGCCUCCCAGCUCCAGCCAAUCAGAGCGGGUCGUAGACACGCCCAGCUCCAGCCGCUCGGACCAGUCCAUGAGGCAGCGAAUGAGAGAGAAGCUCAGAGCCGCCAGGAGUAAAGCAGAGAGCUUCCUGCAGCAGGAGGCCUCCAUGGAGCCUGGGAGUCGCCUACAGAGCCUCCGAGACCGGGACCCUCUCACCAGGUUCGACCGGCAGUGUGGCUGGCACGGCGACGGGCCGCGCUGUACCCCCGUGUGGCUGCCUCGCACGGCGACGGGCCGCGCUGUACCCCCGUGUGGCUGCCUCGUCCGGGCCUACGGGGGACCCAGACCACCCCGGGCCCAGCGAGGCUCCACCUCCACCGGCCCCGCCACCACGCCCCGAGAGCCGGCCAGACGGGGGGAGAAAGGACGGCCGACGGCGGAGGAGUCCUACAACUUCUUCACCUUCAACUUCGACCCGGAACCCGAGGAAGGAACCGACGAGAAGUCGAGGAGGAAGAGGAAGAAGAAGAAGAUGGCGGCUGAGGAAGAGGGGGAGGAUGAUGACGAGGAGGAGGAGGCAGAGAGGGAGGGGGAAGGGGCCAGCGAGGAGGAGGAGUAUGAACAGGACGAGGAGGUGCCCCUGGUGAGGGAGGAGGAGGAGGAGGUGUUUAUCAUCGACCAGUCGUCCCAGGACUUCCUGGAGGUGAGGAGGGCGGACUACCUGGGCUACCAGUCCCGCCUCCUCCGGGACUCUGGCCUGCUCUUCAUGCCCAGCCUGCUGACAGUGCCGUCGUCGAGGAAACUGCCUGACGACGCCCAGCCCAGGUACCUGGAGGAGGAGGGGCUGUACGUGGGGGAACGGCCCCCGGUCACCCCUAGCAACGAGAACAUCCUGGAGAACCGGGUCCUGAAGCAGGAAGAGGGCCGGCGCUGGUUCGGGGACGACGGGCGGAUCCUGGCGCUGCCCGACCCCAUCAAGGAGUCGUCCACCAGACCUCCUCUCUUCCUAUUGGAGGAGGAGCUGGACCCCGCCCUGCACACCGUCUACCACAAGGCUGUGAUGUCCCAGCAUGCCGUGCGGGGGGCGGGGCCCCAGGGCGAGUACCAGCUGGACGUGGACGUGUCGGGGCUCAUCUUCUCCCACCACCCCCUCUUCAGCCGCGAGCACGUCCUCACGGCGCGUCUGGCCCAGAGCUACGACCUGCACCUCAGCAGGGGGAGGGGCAACCUCAGCCUGCACCUCACCCACAAGCUGGACGGUCUGAGGUCCGCCCUGCGCCGCAUGCUGGAGGGUCCCGGCGGGGGGGCCCUCACGCCCGCCAUGCGGCGGCGGGUGUCGGAGUACCGCUUGGAGGUCAGGAACACGCGGCUGCUGCGGGACGGGGAGCUGGAGAAGGACCGCGCGCUGCUCAGGAACAUGGUGAAGCUCUGGAAGGAGGUCAAGGCUCUGAGGGAGCUGCAGCGCUACUCCAACACGCCCUACAAGCUCUGCCUCCGCAGGGAGGAGGUGGAGCGAGCUCUGGACGAGCAGCAGUACGAGGAGGAGGUGCUGAUGGAGGUGAUGGAGCAGGAGACGGAGAGCGAGGAGCUGUACCAGAAGAGGCUUGGUGCCUACAGGGAGCAGCUGGAGGAGUGGAAGGUCUGGAGGAGGCAGCAGAAAGCCAAGCAGCAGAAGAAGAAGCAAAAGAGGAAGAAGAGGAGGAAGAAGAAGAGAGGUCAGUCUGUGGACGACACGGAAGACGAUGAAGAAGACGACGUGGAUGACGAAGAUGAGGGUGAACAGGAAGUGAGCGACGCAGAGGGGGAGGAGGGGCCGCCCAGACCCGAGGCCCCGGAGAGGCCGGACCUCGGGGCUCUGGAGGCGCGGGUCCGGGAGAAGGCCUCCAGGAUCCGGAGGAAACCCGGAGAACCUCUCCUCGUCCCGGAGCUGACGGUGGCCGGGAACAUCACCCCCAACGACCAGGUCCCCAGGGCGGAGCUGGCGCGGCGGGAGGAGGUGCUGCGGCGCCACCUGCUGGUCAAGGUGCUGUACAACGAGAAGGAGGUGUCCCAGACGGACCGCCGCGCCCUGGGCCCCGACUUCAGGGUCCACUUCGGACAGAUCUUCAACCUCCGGGUCCGCAACGCCCCCGAGAGCAUCAGGCUGCAGGUGUUUGAGGAGGUGGGCUCGGCGCCCUCCCUCCUGGCGGGGGUGUGUGUCCCGGUCCCGGAGCCCUCGGUGCUGACGGGCCGGACCCCCACAGAGGAGCUGGAGUUCAGCAGCAACCAGAGGGUCCUGUUCUCCCACGAGGGCGUGGGCAGCGACGUCCCCUUCUCCUUCCAGGAGGACGGGGGGAACCGGCAGACCCUGCUGACCUCGGGUAAGAUGGCGUGCUGUGUGUCCUGGGGCAGGGGGGAGGAGGACACGCCCCUGGCCCCGCCCCCCACACAGCCCCCCCCCGGGGCCCUGCACAGGGGGUGCGGGGACCCCUUCCCCGGUAUGGGGGCGUCCGGUCUGGGGGACCUGAGGAGGAUGGGGGAGUGGGCGGCCGAGUCGCGCCUGGACCCCAACGACCCCCAGAACACGGCCGUCAUGCAGCUGCUCAAGGUGGCGAGCAGUGGGGAGGUGACCGCUCCGGAGUACUUCCGUCUGGAGCAGCUGCAGGAGGAGUUUAACUUCGCCACGGAGGAGGAGCUGGAGCGCUCCAGGAGGUUCAGGCUCCUCCGCCUGAGGAGCCAAGAGGUGUCGGAGUUCCGCAACUACAGAUGUGUUCCGUCGCUGGAGAGGGAGGUCACCGACAAGACGUUCCAGGAGUACGAGCGGAGGCUGAGGGAAGGAGACAUCGUGGACACCAGAGAACACCUGGACUCCCACAGAGCUCUGGUGGCCAAGUACCUUCAGAAGAUCAGGGAGUCGGUGAUCAACCGGUUCCUGGUGGCCAAGCACCACUAUCUGCUGUCAGACCUCGUCAUGGAGGAGCAGGUCCCCAGCAUCGGCAUCCUGGGGCUGAACCUGUUCAAGCUUGCCGAGCCCAAGCGGCCGCUGAAGCCGCAGCGCAAGGAGAGGAAGAAGGUGACGGCGCAGAACCUGACGGACGGAGACAUCCGGCUGCUGGUCAACAUCAUCAGGGCCUACGACGUGCCCGCACGCCGCCCCUUCAGCAGCAGGCCGCCGGCCAGGCCGGGGGGCCCCUCCUUCAGCGAGUCGUUCGCCGCCCCCCCGCCUCAGACCCCCGCCCAGGGCAGCGAUUGGCUGCUGAGCCAGGUCAGACCCUUCGUGGAAGUGUCCUUCCAGAGGACGGUCCUCCAGACGUCCCCUGCUGAGGGGCCAAACCCCUGCUGGAACCAGGAGCUGGAGCUCCCCUUCAGCGCUCUGAACGGGGACUACAGCACCACGGGGCUGCAGGCCGUGAAGGACGUGGUCUUCAUCAACCUUUUCGACGAGGUGCUGCAGGAGCUGGGAGUGGACGACGCGGAGGGCGGGCGGUCGAUCCACACCCGGGUGGAGCGCCACUGGCUGGGCUCCGUCAAGAUCCCCUUCAGCACCAUCUACUCCCAGGCCCGGAUCGACGGGACCUUCAAGGUGGACACGCCGGCGGUGUUGCUAGGCUACAGCAAGGAGCGCAGCCAUGGCGACGGCGGCGGCUACGACACAGUGCGCAGCCUCAGCGAGGGAACCUUCCUCACCGUCUUCAUCACCAUGGAGCCGCAGCUGGUGCCUGGAGACACCGUCAGGGAGAAGCUAAAGGACGAGAAGUUUGACAGCCAGGAGGAGGAGCGUCUGCUGCUGGCGUCGGAGCGGUUUGAGAAGGAGGCGGGGCUUAGCUUCCCCGACCGGCCCUGCCUCACCUCCGUCAUCGACAUCAGCGGCAAGACGGUGUUCAUCACGCGCUUCAUACGGGCCCUCAACCCCCCCCCAGAGCUGCUGGACGCCUUCCCCAACCCGCAGGACGCCACGGACCUGGUGGCCCGGUUCGUGUCCCUGGUCCCGUCGCUCCCCGACAGCACCUCCUUCUCCGGGGCCUGCGACCUCUGGAGCACCAGCGACCAAUUCCUGACGCUGCUGGCGGGCGACGAGGAGGAACACGCUGUGCUGCUCUGCAACUACUUCCUGUCCAUGGGGAAGAAGGCGUGGCUUAUCAUCGGCACCGCCAUACCCGAGGGCCCAACGGCGUACGUCCUGACCCUGGAGCAGAGCCGCUUCCUGAUCUGGAACCCCAGCAGCGGCCACCACUACGGGCAGCACGACACCUUCUGCCCCCUGCAGGCCGUGGGGUGCCUGGUCAGCGCCGACAACGUGUGGUUCAACAUCCAGGAGCACGCCUCCCCCAUGAGGAUCAGUCUGGACGUGGGGAAGGCCCACCUCUGGAAGCCCUUCUUCUCCCGCUCCUUCCCCCACCCCGGCCUGGCCAGCGUCCAGCCCCCGGAGCUGGUCUACCGUCGCUCAGACCGGGCCGCCGCCGCAGAGCUCCAGGAGAGGAUGGAGAAGGUCCUGAAGGAGAAGCUGAUGGAGUGGCGGCCACGGCAGCCCACCCGCUGGAACCGCUACUGCACCUCCACGCUGCGCCACUUCCUGCCCCGGCUGGAGCUCAGCGGGGGGCGCGACCCGGACGACCAGCACCGCCUGGAGCUGCAGGCCCUGCUGGGGGACUACCGGAUCUCGGGGUUCCCCCUCCACCUGCCGUUCUCCGAGCUGCGCCCGGUGGUGGAGGCGGUCUUCAGCACGGGGGUCCACAGCGCGGAGGCCUCCAACGUGGAGUUCGCCCUGGCCGUGUACGUCCACCCCUACCCCAACAACGUGCUCUCCGUCUGGGUGUACCUCGCCUCACUGCUGCGCUGCAGGUAGCCCGGUUGGCCCCGGGCUGCUUCCACACACAAGAGAGCAUUAAUGCUACACUGCUGCUUUUAUACAUGUUACUUACUGUAGGCCUAUGCUAGCACUCGCGCUGCUGUACUGCUUUUACACAGCGCUAGCACUAGCAUUACCACACUACUUUGUUUAGCGAUAGCAUUACUGUACUGCUUUUACACAGCGCUAGCACUAGCAUUACCACACUACUUUGUUUAGCGAUAGCAUUACUGUACUGCUUUUACACAGCGCUAGCACUAGCAUUACCACACUACUUUGUUUAGCGAUAGCAUUACUGUACUGCUUUUACACAGCGCUAGCACUAGCAUUACCACACUACUUUGUUUAGCGAUAGCAUUACUGUACUGCUUUUAUACAGCGCUAGCACUAGCAUUACCACACUACUUUGUUUAGCGAUAGCAUUACUGUACUGCUUUUACACAGCGCUAGCACUAGCAUUACCACACUACUUUGUUUAGCGAUAGCAUUACUGUACUGCUUUUACACAGCGCUAGCACUAGCAUUACCACACUACUUUGUUUAGCGAUAGCAUUACUGUACUGCUUUUACACAGCGCUAGCGCUAGCACUAGCACUGCUGUUGUACAGCGAUAGCGCUAACGUUACUGCACUGCUUCUGUAUGUGACAUUAGCAUCAUGUUAUAAUGCUAAUAGCCACCAGGGGGCGUUCCUAACGUUAUUGCUUUUAUAUACCAAGGGUUUCUUUUUUAUAACAUUUUAACCACCAACUAGCAAGAGUAUAUUUUGUGCGAGUUUCAGGACAGAUUAUUUAUAAUAAUGUAUGAUUGGGUUCUCAUAACCUCACAUCAUGUGUAAACAUUGUUUUUCUAAACGUAUUGCUUUUUAAUAUAGUUGUGUAUACCACA
This is a messenger RNA of Gadus macrocephalus (Pacific cod), 6288 nucleotides long. RefSeq names its product coiled-coil and C2 domain containing 2A (gene cc2d2a). Gene Ontology annotation, biological process: protein localization to ciliary transition zone; non-motile cilium assembly. Gene Ontology annotation, cellular component: ciliary transition zone. NCBI's taxonomy places the organism in Eukaryota, Metazoa, Chordata, Actinopteri, Gadiformes, Gadidae. Bases 189 to 5399 code for a protein of 1736 amino acids. The transcript is spliced from 40 exons. The record is from RefSeq and is a predicted model, not a curated record.